AUGACUCUGGCUUGUUUCUCGGCAAUUCAAGACACAACCAAGACUCCAGGCCCGGGCCAAUAUCAAACAGAUCAACUACAUUGUAUUGGAGGGUCUUUAUCCCUGAAAAAUACCAUCCGUCCCAAAUAUAACUACAAUCAAGACUACAUCAAUACAGCACAAUAUAUCGGUCCGAUUUCAACAAUUUCACCAAUUAAGAUAACUAUUGGUAAACGAAUUGAAAAACGUGCAAUGGAAGAAACAAUUGGACCUCAAUACGUCCCGGAUCCAAAAGAAACAUUCAGGAAAUCAGUAACAAUCAAAAGCAGAUACGAAAAGAAGAAUAUUCCAAAAAUGCCAGGCCCUGCAGACUAUUCUCCUUCCAGACCUUCAACAACUUCAAUUCCAGCUCAAGGCCCACGAGGUGAUCUUUUCCUAGGAUUCACCGCUGACUCUCCAGGGCCCGCUGCUUACGAAGUGAAGAGCGAUUUUGGAAAGGAAUGUCCCAAAGUCGCAAUUCGUCCAAUAAACGUUAUUGAAAACCCAGAAGAUACAAAUCCAGGUUAUCAAUACAAUGAACUUGGAGACUUCGGAAAGAACGCUAGAAAAUCUAGUUUUGGCAGAGCAGCUCGUACAACAAAUUAUCAAACGAUUACUCUAGGUCCUGGCCAAUAUGAAGGCGCAAAUAGACCAUAUACUACAUCUACUCAACUUGGUCCAUCAAUAAGAUCAAUUCCACACAAUUCUCGUGGAUUUAGAGCUUCAACAGAUUCAUUAUACGAUACUCGUCAAUUCCCACAGAUAAAGCAACGUACAAUCUCAAGGCAAUGUGGUCGUGGUCCUCUUGAUUACAUCAAUGAUUCUCCAGGACCUUCAUAUCUACCAAAUACUACUUUAGAUUUACGUCCUAUUUCCAUCCACCAGAAAAUUGAAGUUAAACCAUCAGCUUACACUCCAGGACCGGGAGAUUACACUCCAAUGAACCCUGGAGAGUUCCAAAAGAUCAAUUGCCAGUUAAAAGGACCUCUUGAUCGUAAUUUCUUCUUCCCAGAUAAGGAUAUACCAGGGCCAGCAGCUUAUAAGGUCGAAACCGAGAAAAGUGGCUGCAAAUGGACCAUUGGUGAGCGAUCUUUGCCAAAAUACAGCAGAGCAAACACAAGAGCUUCAACAUUACGUGCUUCUACUGCAUUUGGCAACCCAAGAAAUCAGGAUAAUAGGCAGUUCAGUAAGACGGCUCCUAUUGUUCUUUAA
Molecule: messenger RNA, 1230 nt
Organism: Trichomonas vaginalis G3
Lineage: Eukaryota; Parabasalia; Trichomonadida; Trichomonadidae
Product: sperm-tail PG-rich repeat family
Exons: 1
Coding region: 1-1230 (409 amino acids)
Source: RefSeq, a predicted model, not a curated record